Molecule: messenger RNA, 3661 nt
Organism: Danio aesculapii
Lineage: Eukaryota; Metazoa; Chordata; Actinopteri; Cypriniformes; Danionidae
Product: volume-regulated anion channel subunit LRRC8D
Exons: 7
Coding region: 88-2661 (857 amino acids)
Molecular function (GO): protein binding
Source: RefSeq, a predicted model, not a curated record
CGGAGCUGUGUACAGGAAAACCAGGCUGUCCAAGCAUGAAUGUGUGGCUUUUGCAGUUGAAAACGGUGGCAUUUUCAGUUCCACACAAUGUUUGCUCUGUCUGAGCUGUGGUCGGGCGGUGAACGUCAGGGCAGCUAUAAGCUCCUAAAGCCAUGGUGGGAGGUCUUCAUGGACUACCUGCUAGUGUUAAUGCUAAUGGUGUCCAUCCUCGCCGGGACUCUCCUGCUGUCCAGGGACGGAGUCGUGUGUGUCCCUGUACACUCGUUCCCCACCAACCACACCACCACCAUUGAUCCCAUUCCUGAAACUGCCUUUACAAGCACAUCCGCAAGGGGGCGACGUACCAACCUAGACUUCCAGCAGUACAGCUACAUUAGCCAGGUUUGCUAUCACGAAGCGCUGCCCUGGUACUCACGCUUCCUACCGUACGUCACGCUGCUCCAUACACUGGUUCUGCUGGCUAGUGGCUGCUUCUGGUUCCACUUCCCGCUCACUUCCGCACGUAUAGAGCACUUCCUGUCGCUUCUCGCCAAAUGCUGCGAAUCGCCGUGGACAACCAAAGCACUGUCGCAUACCGCCAAACUGGACACUCGCUUCUCGGAGGCGGAGCCAGUGGUGCAACCCAAAGCUCAGGUAGCAUCAGCGUACAAAAUGCGCAAGUCGAGUUUGGACUCGGGAACGGACAGCCCUCUGCUGGCAGGAAUUGACACUGCAUCCACAACCACACAGCCAUCUCCAUGUCCCUCCACAGUGUCCCAUUGCUCCGCGUUCUCCACUCGCUCACUCACAGAGCCUGUCCAUCCAGUGCAAGUCAGUCCAGAUCGCUCCAGACCAGGCGCCACGCUGGACCGUAGUGAUAGAGAGCAGGCCAGAGCGCUCUUCGAGAGAGUGCGCAGGUUUCGAGCUCACUGCGAGAGUUCCGAUGUCAUAUAUAAGGUGUACACGGCACAGACGGUGUUCAAAGUGCUGAAGUUCGUGCUGAUCGUGAGCUACACCACUCCUCUGCUGAGCUGCAUCUCCUUCAGUCACAUCUGCCGGCCGCGCUCUGACGCUCUAAUUGGCUACAGUGAGUUCCAGUGCAGUCACCCGCUGUCCUCCGUCCUGCGCCAGCUCAUGCAGGCCUACGUCUCGCUGCUCUUUCUGUUCGGCCUGUUGGCCAUCUACGCACUCUUCUGGAUCUUACACAAGUCUUUAAGGCAGUACUCGUUCCAGACUCUGCGUGAGAAAGGCUCGAUGCUGGACGCUCCAGACCUUCACAAUGACCUGGCGUUCCUCCUUCACAUGGCGGAUCAGUACGACCCUCUGCUGGCACAGCGACUGUCCGUGUUCCUGUCGCCGGUCAGCGAGACACGGCUGCUGCAGGAGAGCGUGGAGCGGCGCUGGGGAGCUGAACGCUUGCGUGCCAUCACCUCCUCUGACCAGCAGGGGCGCUCUGUCCUGCAGCUGGUAGCUCUCCCUCACCUGCCACCCGCGCUCUUCUCCUUCAGCACGCUGCAGGUGCUCAAGCUGGAGCUCAUAGCAGACGCCAAACUCACCGCACAGAUCACCAACAUGAGCGCACUCAGAGAGCUACAUCUUUACCACUGCUCUGCAUCUGUGGAACCUGGAGCCCUGCAGCAUCUUCAGGAGCAUCUGGAGGUCUUGCAUCUCACCUUCACCACGGCCUCAGAGAUCCCGGGGUGGGUUUACUCUCUGCGGGGCCUUCAGGAGCUCCAACUGACGGGCCGACUGGGUAGUGAGGGCGGGAUGGGGCGCGGAUGGGCCCUCGGGAGCCUCCGACAGCUGAGGCACCUCCGUGUUCUGGUGCUGCGAGGGACAUUGCAGAAAGUCCCAGCAGAACUGAGCGAACUGGCCGGGAGUUUGCUGAAACUAGAGAUCCAUAAUGAAGGCACCAGAUUACUGGUUCUUACAGGUCUGAGGCGUGUGCCGGGGCUGGCAGAGCUGCAUCUGCAGGGCUGUCAGCUGGAGCGUCUGCCAUCGGCUCUGCUGUCGCUCUCCAGCCUGCGCUCUCUGGAUCUCCAGCACAACAGCCUGCGGACCCUAGAAGAGCUGCUGGGUUUGCAGCAUCUGCGCCGCCUGUCCUGCCUCAGACUGGCCCACAAUCAGGUACUGUCCCUGCCAGCAAGCGUGGGCGUGCUGCGGGCGCUGGAGCUGCUAGAUCUGUCCUAUAAUCAGCUGCAGACACUACCAUCUGCGCUCUUCACGCUGCACAGACUGCGGCGCCUCCUGCUGGCCGGGAAUCUGCUACAGGAUCUGCCGGCAGAUAUAUCGGAUUUAACACUUUUAAAUGAACUCGAUCUGAGCGCUAAUAAACUCGAGCGUCUUCCUGCAGAGCUGUUUGUUGGUUGUGUUGAACUGCGAGUGCUGAAUGUAGCGAGUAAUUCUCUGUCCUGUUUGCCGCCCGGAAUAUCCGGGCUGACGCUGCUAUCCCGGCUGGACGUGCGAGGGAACAGUCUGGAGGCGCUGCCACUGGAGCUAGGCUGCUGUUCAGGGCUGCGGGGCGGGGGUCUGCUGGCGGAGGGCUGGCUAAUGCACACGCUGCCCCCGCAGGUCAGGGACGGCCUGCUGUCUGAGGUCCCAUCACGGCCCGAGUCUGAAUGCUUUCCUCGUUUUCCAUCCACGCAGUGGAGCUUUCACUCCGCUCUGGAGUCUCGGAUAUAACACGUCUGCUGCAAAACAAACUUUGGGAACUGAUAUGGUACAUUCACACCAGACGCAGAUGAAGUGGCAAGCGCAAGUCAUUUACAUGUUAAGUCAAUGCAAAGACGCGAUCAGACAUCCUGCGGUGCGAAUUGAGAGUUCUGGACACUAAAGAAGAUAUUUUGAAGAAUGCUGAAAAAUGGUAACCAUUGACAUCCAUAGUAGCAUAAACAAAUACAAUGGAAGUCAGUAGUUUUUCAGCAUUCUUCAAAAUAUCUUCUUUUGUGUUCAGCAGAAGAAAGAAACUCAUAAACGUUUUAAACAAGUAAAGGGUAUGUUUUUUGGGUGAACUACCCCUUUAAGUGGUUUCAGAUCUGUUUGGGUUCUUUAUUACAUUGAACACAAGUGAAGUUUCAUAAACUAAUUUGGAGAGGAGCACGUGAUAUGAUUGAGCACGUCUGGCCACUCAUCUGUAAUAAGUAAUAAUCCAAUCAGAGUGAUCCUAGUUUACUAUAAAUGGAUCAUUUUCUUCCUACUGUUUCUAUCUUCAUUUGGAAGAAUCCCCCCUUCCACCCCAUCUCCUCCUUUUCCUCCCUUUUCUAAAGGGGGAGCUCUCGAGACCUACCUGAUCUCGGAUCUCCUGAUAUGCUUAUUGACUGGGCGGGAGCCCUGGGCUCAAAUAUCUCCGAGCUCAGGGUUCUCUCCCGGGACAGCAUGCCAAACCUGCUUUAUACGCCAAACAUAUCUAAGUGGGAACUCUUGAAAGGUAGAUAAUUUGAAGAAUGCGGGGUAAAAACAGCAGUAUUUUUACAAAGCAGUAUUAUAGAAACAUAUACAACAAAUAUUUUUACAUACAUUUUUAACAUAUAAAGUUUAUUGUUUAUAAAUAUUUGGUAAUAAUGGUCUAUUGAACUAAAUAUGAAUAGUCUUUUAUGGCAUUUAUUAAUCACGAUUCACAAUUUACUAAUGCAUUAUUACAAUAUAUGCUUGUUAACAUUCGUUAAUGCACUGUGAGUUAACC